Messenger RNA from Ceratotherium simum simum (southern white rhinoceros), 1749 nucleotides. RefSeq names its product src-related kinase lacking C-terminal regulatory tyrosine and N-terminal myristylation sites (gene SRMS). Gene Ontology annotation, molecular function: protein tyrosine kinase activity; ATP binding; protein binding. Lineage: Eukaryota; Metazoa; Chordata; Mammalia; Perissodactyla; Rhinocerotidae. Gene Ontology annotation, biological process: protein phosphorylation. The record is from RefSeq and is a predicted model, not a curated record.
CUAGAGGUCGAGGAGAGGAACUGCCGUGUGUGGCGGGGGGCUGGAGGGCCACCUUGCGCCCCACCUAGUCUGCAUCCCCGCCCGUGUUCGGUGGCCUGUCCCCCAACUCCCGCCAGCAGGGACGCCGCUCUGCGAGGCUCCCGGUUCGCCGUCCCACCGGCCCUUCCAGUUUCUCCCUCGUCGGACGUCCGAGCCCCGCCGCUGCGGCCCCUCCCCUACAGGGCCCCAUGCGCCCCGUCGCCCGCGGCCCGACGCCCCGGGAGCAUGGAGCCCUUUCUCAGGAAGCAGCUGACCUUCCUGUCCUCCUUCUGGGACAAGAUCUGGCCGGCGGGCGCGCUGGACGACGGCAUGCCCCGGUUCCUGGACCCUGGCGCGGACGCCGAGCAGCAGACCCCCGCCGCGGAGCCCCGCAGCCCCCCGGCGCGCGCGCGGCUCUUCAGGGCGCUGUACGACUUCACGGCGCGGUGCGCUGAUGAGCUGAGCGUCAGCCGCGGGGACAGCCUCUACGCCCUCAAGGAGGAGGGCGACUAUAUCUUUGCCCGCAGGCUCUCCGGCCCGCCCAGCGCCGGGCUGGUGCCCAUCACCUACGUGGCCAGGGCCACCCCUAAGACGCUCUCAGACCAGCCCUGGUACUUCAGCGGCAUCAGCCGAACCGAGGCCCGGCAGCUGCUCCUGUCCCCGGCCAACGCGCCGGGGGCCUUCCUUGUUCGGCCCAGCGAGAGCAGCCGCGGGGACUACUCGCUGUCAGUCCGGGCCCAGGCCAAAGUCCACCACUACCGCAUCUCCACGGCGGCAGACGGUGGCCUCUACCUGCAGAAGGGCCGGCUCUUCCCCAGUCUGGAGGAGCUGCUCGCCUACUACAAGGCCAACUGGACGCUGAUCCAGAACCCGCUGCUGCAGCCCUGCAUGCCCCAGAAGCCCCGGAGCCAGGACGAGUGGGAGAGGCCGCGCUCCGAGUUCACCCUGCGGAGGAAGCUGGGCGAAGGCUACUUCGGGGAGGUGUGGGAAGGCGUGUGGCUCAGCUCCGUGCCCGUGGCGGUCAAGGUCAUCAAGUCAGCCGACAUGAAGCUCGAAGACCUCGCCAAGGAGAUCCAGACGCUCAAGAGCCUGAGGCAUGAGCGUCUCAUCCGGCUGCACGCGGUGUGCUCCGCCUCCGAGCCCGUGUACAUCGUCACCGAGCUCAUGCGCAAGGGCAACCUUCAGGCCUUCCUGGGCAGCCCUGAGGGCCAGGCCCUGAGCCCGCCCCUCCUGCUGAGCUUUGCCCGCCAGGUGGCCGAGGGCAUGAGCUACCUGGAGGAGCGGCGCAUCGUGCAUCGGGACCUGGCCGCCAGAAACGUGCUUGUGGGCGAUGAUCUGACCUGCAAGGUGGCCGACUUUGGCCUGGCUCGGCUGCUCAAGGACGACAUCUACUCCCCAAGCAGCGGCUCCAAGAUCCCCGUCAAGUGGACGGCGCCCGAGGCGGCCAACUACCGCGUCUUUUCCCAGAAAUCGGACGUCUGGUCCUUCGGAGUCCUGCUGUAUGAGGUCUUUGCCUAUGGCCAGUGUCCCUACAAAGGCAUGAGCAACCACGAGACGCUGCAGCAGAUCAUGCGAGGGUACCGCCUGCCGCGCCCGGCCGCCUGCCCCGCCGAGGUCUACCUGCUCAUGCUGGAGUGCUGGAGGGGCAGCCCCGAGGAGCGGCCGGCCUUCGCCGUGCUGCAGGAGAAGCUGGGCGCCGUCUACAGGCGCCUCCACCCUGCCCUCACGUGA